Dovyalis caffra is the source of this 1269-nucleotide messenger RNA. The record is from the annotation of a GenBank genome assembly. Lineage: Eukaryota; Viridiplantae; Streptophyta; Magnoliopsida; Malpighiales; Salicaceae.
AUGGCUUUCUCUAGUCUUCUCAGAUCUGCGCCCGCCGCUCCUCUUAUUGAAGCUUCCCGCUCCGACUUCUCUCCUUCGCCGUCCGAUCGAUUCAAGGUUUCAAGCGUUAGUUUUAACUCUUCGAAGAGCAUUUUUGGUGCUUCAGUUCCAACAGGGUCUUCUUCCUUACAGACAUGCAGCGAAAGGAGCAUCCAACCCAUCAAGGCCACAGCUACUGAAAUGCCCCCCACAAUAUUAAAAUCGCGGGCUGAUGGAAAGACAAAGAUUGGAAUCAAUGGUUUUGGUCGUAUUGGUAGAUUGGUUUUGCGAGUAGCAACUUUCAGAGAUGAUAUUGAUGUGGUGGCAGUGAACGAUCCUUUCAUUGAUGCUAAGUACAUGGCUUACAUGUUAAAAUAUGAUUCUACUCAUGGCGUUUUCAAUGGAACCAUCAAGGUUUUGGAUGAUUCCACCUUGGAAAUCAAUGGGAAACAAAUCAAAAUUACUAGCAAAAGGAAUCCUGCAGAGAUUCCAUGGGGUGAUUUUGGAUCUGAGUAUGUAGUUGAAUCAUCUGGUGUUUUCACUACAGUUGAGAAGGCUGCAGCUCACAAGAAGGGUGGUGCCAAGAAAGUGGUCAUAUCAGCUCCCUCUGCUGAUGCUCCAAUGUUUGUGGUUGGAGUAAAUGAGAAGACAUACAAGCCCAACAUGGACAUUGUUUCUAAUGCAAGCUGCACUACCAAUUGCCUUGCUCCUCUUGCUAAGGUUGUUCAUGAGGAAUUUGGUAUUGUUGAAGGUUUAAUGACAACCGUCCAUGCAACCACAGCAACUCAAAAGACUGUAGAUGGUCCAUCAAUGAAGGAUUGGCGUGGGGGCAGAGGAGCUGCACAAAAUAUCAUUCCUAGUUCCACCGGUGCUGCAAAGGCUGUUGGAAAAGUUCUUCCAGAACUCAACGGAAAACUUACUGGAAUGGCCUUCCGUGUCCCAACACCUAAUGUCUCUGUUGUGGACUUAACUUGUCGACUUGAGAAGAGUGCAUCAUAUGAAGAUGUCAAGGCAGCUAUUAAGUAUGCAUCGGAGGGCCCACUCAAGGGCAUUCUUGGGUAUACUGAUGAAGAUGUUGUCUCCAAUGAUUUUGUUGGUGACUCAAGGUCAAGCAUAUUUGAUGCCAAAGCUGGGAUUGGGUUGAGUGCUUCCUUCAUGAAGUUUGUUUCUUGGUACGACAACGAGUGGGGUUACAGCAACCGAGUGCUGGACCUGAUUGAGCACAUGGCAUUGGUGGCAGCACAUAAUUAA